This is a messenger RNA of Amoebophrya sp. A120, 760 nucleotides long. NCBI's taxonomy places the organism in Eukaryota, Dinophyceae, Syndiniales, Amoebophryaceae. The record is from the annotation of a GenBank genome assembly.
CAAGAACGACCGAUCCAACCAUGCCUCGUCUUGUCGCGGUUCUUCCGGUGGUCAUGUUUUCCAUUUGCCGGCUCUCGCUGGUGCUCGCCACGCCACCUGGAGGAAGCAGGAUUCGGGCGGCGUCAGCGCCGGGCACCGCCUCGAAUAAGUGGCACGGUACUAGGCACCCCCGAAGCAGGAGCACUCCGAGGAGUAGCGCCGGGGAGUACGAAAAGUUUUUGCAAAGUCUCUCGGAACAGGAACUGAACGUGGAGUUUAUAAACGUGGUUUUUUCGCUGUCCGGCGAGGGUGAGGAAGGCGAUCGAUCCGAAAGGAACCGGGGCGGCACUACCACUUUUCUGGAUGGUCUGUCUGUCGACGAUCUAUUGGGACCGACGCUGGCGGCGAAGCGUCAAGAGAUCGAAGCCGCGGGCCGCAAAGUAUCCUCCAGUUUUCCCGGUUUCGACGUACCCGCCAAACACGAUUCGCCGCUUUUUCAGCGGGUUUUUCACGCGUUCCUCAAAAAUGAGGACCUCCAGACCGGAGCUUCCACAGCUGCAGGCACUCGUGCGCAACGCGAUGACGUACUGAAACGGGCAGCACUCUUCGGCGAAUUCAAAGAAAGGACGAAGAGUGGACCGUAUGAAGGGACGAAAUUGUUUAAGUUUUGGACAGAAUUCAUUGCUACGCGGCUCGCGCCAAGGAUGGACGCGAAAAACUGGAGCAAUGGAUAUAUCACUUUCCCGGACCCGCUGCAUCGUAUUCGUCGUAACUGGGAUCA